Onthophagus taurus is the source of this 1127-nucleotide messenger RNA. Its product is annotated as pro-resilin. NCBI's taxonomy places the organism in Eukaryota, Metazoa, Arthropoda, Insecta, Coleoptera, Scarabaeidae. The record is from RefSeq and is a predicted model, not a curated record.
UGUUCGCAUCUUCACUUUAUUCGAAGUGAACAAGUGUUUAAGUCAAUAUGAAAUCGUUAGCGGUGUAUCUUUUUGUCCUUUCAAUUCUUAACGCUUCUAAUGGAGAAGCUCCGAUAACUGGAAAUUAUCUUCCUCCUUCAUCGGGUGGAGGUGGUCCUUCUUCAACAUACGGUGCUCCAUCGUUUGGGGGAGGCUCGUUCGGAGGUAGCUCCGGCAGUGGAGGAAGCUUUGGAGGUGGUUAUAGAGCUCCAUCGCAAUCUUAUGGAACUCCUUCUCAAAAUUAUGGAGCUCCAAGUGGUGGAUCCCACGGAGGAUUUGGUGGAGGCAGUUUCGGAGGUGGAAGUGGUGGAAGUUUCGGUGGUGGUCGCCCAACCACUAAUUACUUACCUCCAUCGACUUCUUAUGGAACUCCAUCGAGACCUUCUUCAACUUAUGGUGCUCCUUCUGGAGGAUUUGGAGGUGGAUUUGGUGGUGGAAGACCAUCAACUACUUACGGUGCUCCAUCUGGUGGAUUUGGAGGCGGAAGACCAUCGAGUACUUACGGCGCCCCAUCUGGUGGAUUUGGAGGUGGAAGACCAUCGACCACCUACGGAGCCCCCUCUGGUGGAUUUGGAGGUGGAAGACCAUCCAGCACCUACGGAGCUCCAUCUGGUGGAUUUGGAGGCGGAAGACCAUCAAGCACCUACGGAGCUCCAUCUGGUGGAUUCGGAGGUGGUAGUUUCGGUGGAGGAUUUAAACCAUCUACUUCUUAUGGAGCACCUUCAGGUGGAAGACCAUCUUCAACUUACGGAGCCCCAUCAUCUUUUGGCGGUAGCAGUUUCGGUUCUAGCGGUUUCGGCGGAUCCGCUCCUUCUCAAUCGUACGGCGCUCCAUCUCAACAAUACGGAGCCCCAUCAUCCGGCGGCCAACAAUACUCCAGCAACGGCGGAUACUCGUACUAAAUCCGAUUAUUUUUCUGGACCCAACGCGUACCUGAGACAACAAUUUCUUCUUUGUAAAUACCGAUGUCGAAAUCACGUAAAUGAAAAAUCUUUAAAGGAAUUCUUAAAAAAAUAAUAUCUUAACUUUAAUUUAUUACUUAUCGACGACGGCGUAAUGAUAAUAAACGAAGCUACUUUUUUAUAAGA